AUGGUUUCGAGCACAGCACUGGAGCUGCUGCUGGCAGAAGUGGUCCCUGCAGCUCUCCGAGUGUCGCAAGAAUUGACAGAGCCGGAAGAGGGCUCCAAAAUGGCUCCGUUUGGAUACUUGGUGGACUCGGAAAGCCACUUGGACAACGUGUACUUCCGGGUGGAGGGAUACGGAUACCGUGUGGGACGGGGCAUCGCCGAGAGCUUCUCCAACGAACGACCACACUUUGCAGAUACGCUGGACAUGAUGAAGUUCAUCUGCAAAGACGUGUGGCUGUUGCUGUACAACAAGCAGGUGGACCAUCUCAAAACCAACCACAGAGGCACGUUUGUGUUUGUGGAGAACCAAUUUCGAGGCUGUCAACGCAUGAGUGCCAAGGGAGGCCAGGUCGAGACCAUGAAGGGGGCUACUCCGUACCUGUGGUUCCCCGUGGGUGUCAUUAGAGGAGUUCUGGCCGCUCUGGGAAUCCAGGCCGACGUGACGUUUGAGACCACUCAGUUGCCGGUGGUCUACUUCAACAUUCACGUUGUGCAGUGA
This is a messenger RNA of Yarrowia lipolytica CLIB122, 537 nucleotides long. RefSeq lists its product as uncharacterized. NCBI's taxonomy places the organism in Eukaryota, Fungi, Ascomycota, Dipodascomycetes, Dipodascales. The record is from RefSeq and is a predicted model, not a curated record. Gene Ontology annotation, biological process: endoplasmic reticulum to Golgi vesicle-mediated transport; regulation of GTPase activity. Gene Ontology annotation, cellular component: trans-Golgi network; TRAPP complex; cis-Golgi network.